Messenger RNA from Symbiodinium necroappetens, 807 nucleotides. NCBI's taxonomy places the organism in Eukaryota, Dinophyceae, Suessiales, Symbiodiniaceae. The record is from the annotation of a GenBank genome assembly.
AUGGACUUUUUCAAGCUUAGCAGCGAGGCCCGCGAAGCUUUGGGACUGCGUACAAGCAGCGUGCAAGCAGGUGGAAGGGAGGAGAAACGAAUAGCCUGCAGAGCUACGACGUCCGCGUGCUCUGACUGCAAGGAGAACGAUGAACUCCUGACCUCAGCGAUUGUUGAAAAGAUGGAGAUGGCGCAUCUUGCAGAGCAUGACUUUGAGGUGGAGAGCCCAUCUUCGACCAACCCAGGCGCUCUCUUCCGCAGGUUGCAGGUGCCGCCUGAGUUUGACGGCGCGCAGACGAAGGUCCUUCAGGCAGUGAGCGGCAACUACUCGCCGUCAUCGGCACGAGAGAAGCACGACCAGCAGCGCUGCCUCAAGGUCUGCGUGCAAUCCUUCACCCGAGCCUUGCUUCAGGGCAUCAAUGUUUGCGUGCUUCUAGAUGAUAACCGAACCCGCCUGGCGGAAGCCCGCCUGGAUUCGGACAUAACCCACCUGGUCCUGCACGUUCCACAUGCGCAGCAUCCGGUGGCUCUGAAGUAUAUAGAUGGUAUCUGUCCCCCCACGCCAACGUGGCCAACACCAAGCUUCGGAGAGGAUGGCUGCUUGCAAUCGCGGGCAACGCUGACGAUGAGGGGAGGGCAGUUUCUGACCUUUGUCUUCGACAGCCCCAGGGUCAGGGAGUACUUCGAAAUGUGCCUCAAGGUCCUCAUCAUCGCCAAAGGCGGAGAAAGGACUCCAGAGGACUUCAUGCUGAAUCAUGCUGAGCAGACGAACAUCGUGGCAGUCUCCUCCCAAAUUGGAAAUGCCUCUCAAUUUUAG